Paramuricea clavata is the source of this 3358-nucleotide messenger RNA. NCBI's taxonomy places the organism in Eukaryota, Metazoa, Cnidaria, Anthozoa, Malacalcyonacea, Plexauridae. The record is from the annotation of a GenBank genome assembly.
AUGCGAAACACAAGAAAAAAAUUGGCAACAAUAGAUGGGUCCCAACCCUUGUUACAACCGGAAGUAGAUACCCCUCAGGAAAUGCUACAGUGUUGCCACAUACGAGUUGCGGAAAGUCAUGAUAUUAAGCCAUUUGAAGAAAUAUUCAUUUGGGGUAAAUUGGAAGAUAAGAAUGAAAAAUUUACUAGAGAUUCAUACAUUGAAGAACGGAACAUUUUCAGCAGAGAACUGGGCUUCUUACAACCCCCGAUAAAGAUUUCGGCAGAAAUGAUGGACGAUGAAAAUAAAAUCUCCAUAUGCAUACUGAAUACUACUGAUAAAUCAAUCAGAGUUUAUAGAGAACAAACUGCGGCCACAAUUCAGGAACUGCCAAGUACCCACAACAUAGUACAUAUUUCAGAGUCAAAUAUGGAAAUAAUCCAUCAUCACAAUAUGACCCAGUCCCAGAAGUAUCAGUCGGUGAACAAUUGACAACACAACAAAGAGAAAAAUUAGAAGGUUUAAUUCGAAAAAAUACGCAAGUUUUCGACUACCCAGGAAAUAGUGGGUGUGAACCGCAACAAUAGACCACACGAUACCCACAGCCGUAUCUGAUCCAAUUGUGUGCCACCCAGAAGACACAACCUGGGGUUAACUCAAAAAAUUAAUGAAGCAGUAGGAAACCAUGUAAAGUCGGGACAUUUGACACCCUCUAAGUCGACCCCUUGGGCAUUUCCAAUUGUACCUGUAUUAAAACCAGAUAAAACAGUUCGAUUGUGUGUAGACUACCGACCACGUAACAAAAUUACUCAGAAUGACCCAUAUCCAACUGGAAAUUUGCAAGAGGUUCUAGACAAUCUAUCAGAUGUUAACUACAUGUAUUUUAGUGUUAUUGAUUUGGCCCAAGGUUAUUUUCAGGUCCCACUGGCCAAGGAAGAUCGACCAAAGACAGCGUUUCGAUCGCCUACUGGGUUUUGGGAAUGGACAAGAAUGCCGUAUGGUAUUAAAAGGAAGUCCGGCAACUUUUUCUCGGUUGAUGCAGAAGGUUCUAGGACACAUCGGUUGGCAUUGUGCAUGGACGAUAUCUGUAUUAUUAGCAAAACGUUUGAGGAACAUUUGGUUAAUCUCCAGGGAGUAUUUGAUGCAUUGCGACAGCAUGGAUUACGAAUUAAUGCUAAGAAAUCUGCUUUCGCAAUGAAAGAAGUGAAAUUUCUUGGACACACUCAAUGAAUGGAGGUUCAAUCUGAGCUUCUCUUGAGUGCCAUUGCUGUUUUUGAAUAACUGGAUGGUUAGUAGUCACAGAGUAUGGUACGAUACUAACCCUGCAGCUAUUCAAAAACAGCACUGACACUCAAGAGAAGCACAGAUUGAACCUCCACUCAUUGAGUGUGAGUGAUCUUUUAGAAUACGAGCGAAAGUUUGCAACAAGAGUGUGCAGCCAGAGGAACAUAAAUUAAAGGCAAUUUGUGCAUGGGUUGCACCAUUGUCUUAAAGAGGUGCAAAUGUUUUUGGGUGCAGUUGGGUGGUAUCGGAAGUUUAUCAAGGAUUUUAGUACAAUUGCUCGACCAUUAACAUGGCUUUUGGAGAAAGAUGUCACAUUCACUUGCGUAAGGAGCAAGAUGAUGCAUCCAGUACACUAAGACAUGAGUUGGUUAAAGCUCCAGUAUUAGCCCAUCAAGUAAAGUGGGUCUGGGUGGUGAACUAUCACAAGAAGAUGCACAAGGACAAUUACAUCCGGUUGCAUAUCUCAGUCGUGCAUUGACCAAACGAGAACGUUCAUAUCCUACUUAUGACAGGGAAGUGAUGGCUAUGCGGGACACGCUUAAGCAUUUUCGGUAUUAUCUGUUAGGAGCACAAGUAGUGAUGAGGACCGACCACAAACCUCUUCUAAAGAUCCUGGAACAGAAAGAUCCUUUUGGACGAAGAGCGACAUUGAUGAGAGAUAUAGCAGAAUUCGAACCACGCAUAGAGAUUAUUCGAGGCCAGGUAAUCACAUGGCAGAUGCUCUUAGUCGGAUCGGAUGGAAUGUCAAGUGGGAAGAGAGAGAUGAGGAUACUAAUAAAGUGGCUACUAUUGGGGCUCUCAAGACGAGAUUGGUCUAUGCAAGGAUGUAAGGUUGGACAUAAAUGAUUUCCAAUUGUAGCAAGAACGUGACCCAACCCUUAAGCCACAUAUUUCCACUCACCGAAACUAACAUGGUUUAUUCACACGAGAUCAUAAGAAGCAAGUGUUACUUCCAGCACUGCUUGUUUCCACCAUAUUAUCAUUAGCUCAUGAGGAAACAGGGCACCAAGGAGCAGAUAAAAUGCAUGCAAGAAUUGAACCUCAUUAUUGGUGGCCAAAGAUGAAAGCAGAAGUAGAGAACUAUGCAAAAACGUGUAAACGCUGCGCUGCUACUCUUGCCCAAAAGAAGAGAAACCAUUUGCGUUGAUAGAAGUAGAUCUCAAGGGUCCAUUUCCGAGAACAAAAGAGGGAUUUAACAAUAUUGUUGUGAUAACAGAUCCAUGUACAAAAUAUGCAGAGAUGCAUCCAAUUCGAGGACAAACUAGCCAAGAUGUUUGUAAGAUACUCAUGGGUUGGAUAUCAAGAUAUGGUUUACCAAACAAAGUGCACUCUGACAAUGGACCUUGCUUCAUAAGCGAAACAUUUGAACAUUUUUGCAUAACCCAAGGCAUUGAGCAUACAUUCAGUCCACCCUAUAGGCCACAAGGAAACGCGAGUGUAGAACGGAUGAAUCGUACGAUGGGGGAAGCACUUCUUAACACCUACCUGACAUACAACUAGCACACAACACAGCAGUUCAUACAAAUACAGGCGUUUCGCCGUACGAACUAGUUUUUAGGAAGCACCCGCGAUCAAAAUUCGAAAUUAGAACAGAGAAGAUACUGUAUCACCAGCAACGGUUAGAGAGAAAACGGAACGACUGCGCGAGACCGUUAGUGAGGUAUUCCAAAAAGCACAAGAGUCCGAUGCCAAGUUAACGGAAAAACGCAGAGAACGGUACAACAGUAAAACUUCGUUUAAAUCGUUGGGGGUGGGUCAACAAGUUUGGAAAAGAAAUUUACGGGCAAAAACAUUUGCAGAUCGGUGGACGGGACCCUAUGUCGUGGUAAAGCCCACGUUGGAAACCAAAACAUCUUAUGUAGUAAGAAGGAAUAAUGGAACUAAAGAAGAAAUUGUCUAUUACAAUUACCUUAAACCUUAUCAGAUUCAACCUGUCAAGAAACCAAAGUCAAGGAACCCACCGGAGAAGAAUGGGGUCGGACACCCAGCACUGGAUACCAGUGAGGACAGUGAAUCUGACAGCAGAGAAGAGGAAAUGCAACUAGAGAGAAAAUAUCCAGAAACAAUACGAAGACCUCCAAAAAGAUACACAUAA